CUUCUAAGGAACGAUCAAAUAUUCGGUCAGCAUGGGAACCAAAUUGAGAGCCGUUGUUGUCACUCUGUUCCUCUCACUGCUGUUGUUCCCUCUGGUUUUUUCUGCUUCCAAUGAUGGUUUGUAUAGAAUUGGACUGAAAAAGACAAAAUUUGAUCAAAACAACUGGCUUGCUGCCCAGCUUGAUUCUAAGGAAGGGGAGGCAUUGAAGAUCUCUAUAAGGAAGUAUAAAUUCCGAGGUAAUCUAGGGGACUCCAAGGACACCGAUAUUGUCACACUAAAAAACUACAUGGACGCACAGUACUUUGGUGAGAUUGCUAUAGGGACUCCCCCUCAGAAGUUCACUGUAAUCUUUGACACCGGCAGCGCUAACCUGUGGGUGCCAUCAGCAAAAUGUUAUUUCUCGGUUGCUUGUUUUUUUCAUAACAAGUACAAGUCAAGCCAAUCAAAAACUUACAAGAAAGUUGGGAAGCCUGCUGAAAUUCACUAUGGUACUGGAGCUAUAUCAGGAUUCUUUAGCAAAGACAAUGUCAACGUUGGUGACGUAGUCAUCAAGCACCAGGAAUUUAUUGAGGCAACUAGAGAGCCUAGUGUCACAUUUAUGGUGGCUAAGUUUGAUGGUAUCCUGGGGCUUGGAUUUCAAGAGAUCGCAGUUGGAAAUGCUGUUCCAGUGUGGUACGACAUGGUUAAACAGGGUCUGAUUAAGGAGCCUGUGUUUUCAUUUUGGCUCAACCGAAAUGCAGGUGAAGAAGAAGGGGGUGAAAUUGUGUUUGGUGGGGUCGAUCCAAACCACUACAAGGGUAAACACACUUAUGUUCCAGUGACGCAGAAAGGCUAUUGGCAGUUCGACAUGGGCGAUGUUCUCAUCGAUGGUAAACCCACUGGUUACUGUGGUGGUGGCUGUUCUGCAAUUGCAGAUUCUGGAACUUCUCUGUUAGCUGGUCCAACGACUGUGAUCACCAUGAUAAAUCAUGCAAUUGGAGCUUCUGGAGUUGUUAGCCAGCAAUGCAAGAACGUAGUUGAACAAUAUGGGCAGACAAUUAUGGAUUUGCUUUCAGCAGAGGCUCAACCAAAGAAGAUAUGCUCCCAAAUUGGAUUAUGCACCUUUGAUGGAACUCGUGGUGUGAGUAUGGGCAUUGAGAGUGCAGUGGAUGAGAAAGGUGGAAGAUCAGCUGGGCGAAGCGAUGCCAUGUGCAAUGCUUGUGAAAUGACGGUUGUCUGGAUGCAAAACCAGAUCAGACAAAAUCAGACACAGGAGGGUAUUCUGAAAUAUGUCAAUGAGCUUUGCGAUCGACUGCCAAGCCCCAUGGGAGAAUCAGCUGUUGAUUGUGCAAAACUUUCUUCCAUGCCUAGUGUCUCCUUUAUAAUUGGUGGUAAAAAGUUUCAUCUCUCCCCAGAAGAGUACAUACUCAAGGUGGGUGAGGGUGCUGCUGCACAGUGCAUUAGCGGCUUUACUGCUAUUGAUAUUCCUCCUCCUCGUGGACCUCUCUGGAUCUUGGGAGAUGUGUUUAUGGGUCGGUACCAUACUGUAUUUGAUGGUGGCAAUCUGAGAGUUGGAUUUGCAGAAGCCGCAUAAAUGGGUCCUGCACGUAGGGCCUUGGGACCACCUGUUCAUGCUUUUCUUAUGCUCUGCUUGUUCGGAAAAUGUUAAAGAAACCUAAUGUGAAAUCUGAACGUGGGGUGGUGUUUACCAUAAACAUUGGUUGUGAAUAGUCAGGUGUGUUCUCUCGUUACCAAUAUAAGAAAUGUUAGCAACAGUUAAGAGUAUUGGCUUUAUGGAAGUUGUUAUUACUAAUACUUCGUGCGAAUGGUGGCAAAAAGUGUAGUUUUCUCCCCUUUUAUUUAGUGGUGUAGUUGAUAAGUCAUUAGAGGAAGGACUUAGUCUCCAUCCUAAAAAACACAAAAUUGUUUAUAUCUGGAGACUAGGAGAAAAAAAAAAUUAUUUAUGUAAGAUUUCAUCUCUG
This is a messenger RNA of Ilex paraguariensis (yerba mate), 1961 nucleotides long. Lineage: Eukaryota; Viridiplantae; Streptophyta; Magnoliopsida; Aquifoliales; Aquifoliaceae. The record is from the annotation of a GenBank genome assembly.